AGCGACCAGGCGCAGCAAGGACGCGUCCAGUAGAGCAGCACACUGCCCUGUCAUGCCCCACAAGGCGUCCAACGGCUAUGCCGUCCCAAAGCCACAGCUCGCCAGCGGCUUCGAGUGGCAGAGCGUAUUCGAGGAGCUCCUCGAGCAGACCGCGUCCACCAACGUCGUCGAUGCCGACUGGUCCAUCCUCAAGGAGAUGAUCAAGUACAAGCUCGCCGAGGCCAUCUCGAGCUUCCUCGCCAUGGGCCCACCCUGGCCCUUGCCGCCAGACGACGCCAUGCACGCACGAGCACGAGCCUACGACACCCUCGACUCGUUCAGCAGCCCUCCCUUCACGAUCCAGCGCCUGUGCGAGCUCGCCCUCUACCCUCGGCGGCAGUACACCUCGCUGCCCAAGUACCUGCGAGCCGUGAGCCGCGUCCUGAGCGUCACGUCCGAGCGGACAGCGUUCGACGAGGACGACGGCGCCGACCAUUUUGCGUCGACCUCGGCCGUCACGCUCGACACGUCGCUCGGCGUCAUCCGCCAGGGCGUCAUCCACCCUCCUGCGCAUACCUCAUCCCUGUCACCUAUCGCCACUCGCCGCCCGACCCCGUCACCCUCCUCGCCCAGCCCGCGCUCGUCGCCGCAGGUCGUCCCCCUCCUCAGCCCCAUCCCGUGGCUGCGAAAAGGCGACUCAAACGCACCUGCCUCGUCGUCAUCGUCCAAGGCCAUGUCCGAGAACGGCGACGUCGAAUCGUUCCACCUCGGCUCGCCUCCACCGGCCACCUCGCCUCGACCGCCGACCGUCUCGCUCCCCUCGACCAACGCGGCCGCGCUCGCGUCGGCGCCCAAUCCGCAGAGCUCGCCGCCAAAACCUCUGCAGGGUCAAGGGCCGGCGACGGCGACGCCGACGGGCGGGCUCGUCGACGAGGUGGAUCCGGGCAGCGGCGGGUCCGAGACGAUGGAGCCUGUCGCGUUGAGCAGCGCGACGACGCUCGCGCCGCCGGCCGAGGUGGCCGAGGCCGAGGGAGCAGGAGGGGAGGACGGGCCUGAGAAGGGGGCGAGCUUGCGGGAGCGGUUCGUGAGGGCGAGCAGUCCGAGGGUCGAGGCGCCGCUGGAUCCGGAGGCGAGCACAGCGGGAGAGGACGAGCGGGACGAGAUGGUGACGGGCCCCUGACCGAGGUGGACACUCCUGUAGAUAGCUCGAGGACGUUGCAGUGCAGCUAGCUGGCACGCA
Messenger RNA from Rhodotorula graminis WP1, 1219 nucleotides. RefSeq lists its product as uncharacterized. The transcript is spliced from 5 exons. Gene Ontology annotation, biological process: protein dephosphorylation. The record is from RefSeq and is a predicted model, not a curated record. Gene Ontology annotation, molecular function: protein phosphatase regulator activity. Gene Ontology annotation, cellular component: nucleus; protein phosphatase 4 complex; cytoplasm. Bases 53 to 1159 code for a protein of 368 amino acids. NCBI's taxonomy places the organism in Eukaryota, Fungi, Basidiomycota, Microbotryomycetes, Sporidiobolales, Sporidiobolaceae.